UAAAGAAAGUUUUCACUAUUAAAAAAAAAAAAGGGUUCUUUAUUACUUUUUUCUUUUCUUAAAAAUUGCUAUCCUUUUAUUUAAUAAUUGAGAAUGCCUCCUACUAAUUCAAAAACAAAACAUCAUUGUCCUUUAUGCAAGAAAUCAUAUAGAACUGGUAUUUGUCCUAAACAUCAAUUAUUUUGUGAAGAACAUCGAUGGACCCAUUUGACAAAUGAAAAAUGUCCUAAAUGCAAGGAAGCGGAUGAAAAGAAAGCAAAAGAACAAGCGGAUAAGGAAAGAAAAGAAAGAGAGGAAAAUAAAAGAAGAGAAGAAGAAAGAAAAGAAAUAGAAAGAAAAGGAAGAGAAAAAAAAGAUGAAAAAGAAAGGAAAAGAAAAGAAAGGGAAGAGAAGGAAGAGAAGGAAGAAAGAGAAAGAAGAGAAAAAGAGUUAAGAAAAGAGGAAAUGGAGAGAAAAGAAAGUGAGUCAAGGAAGAGAGAUGAGAAAGAAAAGGAAGAGAGGGAAGCCAAAGAAAAAGAAAAAAUGGAAAAGGAAACAAAAGCAAAGGAAAGGGAAAAAGUUAAAAAAGAAAUGGAAACGAAGGAAGCAAAAGAGAUAAAGGAGAAAAAGGAAACAAAAGCAAAGGAAAGGGAAAAAGUUAAAAAAGAAAUGGAAACGAAAGAAGCAAAAGAGAUAAAGGAGAAAAAGGAAAUAAAAGAAAUGGAAAGAGAACAAGAAAUAAGUGAAGAAAAAAACGAAAUAGAAAGCGAGAGAGAAGAAAAUAGAGGAGUAGAAAACGGAGAAGAAGAAAACGAGGAAGAAAACGAAGGAGAAGAAAACGAAAAAGAAACCAAACAAGAAAAGGAAAUAGAAGAAAAAACAAAAAAAGUACAAGUAGAGAAAAAGUUUGUAAAAAAAGGUAAAUACGCUUUGGUUUUACUCACCUCAAAAGAUUCAAACAAUUAA
Messenger RNA from Rhizophagus irregularis DAOM 181602=DAOM 197198, 945 nucleotides. RefSeq lists its product as uncharacterized. Lineage: Eukaryota; Fungi; Glomeromycota; Glomeromycetes; Glomerales; Glomeraceae. The record is from RefSeq and is a predicted model, not a curated record.